UGUGCUUCUGUGUAUAAAGGUGGAGGCCCCAGGUGGGGGGCCCAGUGUGUGCAGCCCAAUCCCAUACUGAGCUGUUUCACAGCCGGCCCUGCUCCCUCUCCAAGAUGCUGUUUUGGCACAACCAGCCGGAGCACUUAAGGCCCAGUCCUGGGGAUCUAUACCCUGGGCCCCCCAGCAGCCUGCUCAGGGAACUCCUGCCCUUGCCCUACUUGAAGCAGGAGGAGCUGUCCAACAUCCCUGGAGCGGAGCUGUCCUGCCCCAUGUUCCAAUACAUGCUCUGUGCAGCCACCUCACCAGCCGUGAAGCUGCAGGAGAAGACCUUCACCUACCUGAACCAGGGUCAGUCCUAUGAGGUCCAGAUGCUCUGCAACUCCAAGCUGUGUGAUGCCACCCAGUGCCCCCAGCUGCUGAAGUUCGCACCUCAGAAGAAAAGUGGAGAGAAAGGCGUCCCUUUCCGCCUCUAGAUCGACACCUUCAGGCACAGUGACAAGGGGCUGCCGCUGGACCACCUGCACUCAGCUGGCUGCCUCAUCAAGGUGUUUAAGCCCAAAAGAGUGGACCGGAAACUGAAAAUGGACUGCAAGAAGAUGGAAAAACACUCCCUGCAUGAGAGGGACAAGUAUCAGACCACCUGCGAGAGCACUGUCUUCUUGGAGGCUCUGUUCCUCACCGCCAUUUGCUCUGGACACCUUGGGGUGUAGCCCAGUUGAGGUGAGUCUCCCUCUUCCCACUCCCCACUGUCCCAAAGCCUUCUCCGCAGCUUCAUCUCACACUCCAGAAUGGGGUGCCUUGCCCCCUGGUGGCCAGAUGUGGUAUGGCCACAGAUUGCAACUUACCUGAUAGGACUGGGCAGGAAGAGCCUCCCUUCUCAGACUUGGGACCUCCCAAGGGAGGGGCUGUUUCCCUUUCUUGUUCUGUCCCUGGGUCCUGGUAUUACCUAGACCAUCCAUUUGAUACCUCAGGAUCUGAACCAUAGAGCCUCCAUCUCAGAGACACAGCAGUGGUUGCAUCAGCACCGGUUCUCCAGCUACUGCUGGAUGCUGGCCAGCUUCACUGGUGAGGCUAGUGUCUGGCAGGAGCCAGACGUGUAGGGGACUGAGAGUGGGUGGGACACACACGCAGGAAGCCUGUCUCUGUCUUGGCUUGUUGUGAGCCCUUCAACUAACCUUUAUUGGGGACUAAGAGUUGCCCAGCAUUGUGCUAGGCUCCCGUCUCACAAAUUAUCCCAUAUAAUUUAUACACUAUCCCUUAAGGACAGUGCCCAGAGAGGUUAAAUAACUUGCUCAAGGACGCACAGCUAACAACUGGCAGAACUGGGAUUUAAAUCCAAGUCUGACUCCCAUGUCUGAGCACACUAGGGCUAUCUGUAGACUAAUAAUAGCCUAUGUCCCUUGCUUCCCACCCUUGAUCCCAGGCCUCUUUCCUCAGUCUGGCCCUGUCUCACUCUACAGGCCCGGAUCUGCUGAAGCUUACACACCAGGAGGACCUUAUUCAAAUCUGCAGGGCUGCAGAUGGGAUCCGCUUUUUCAAUACUCUUAGAGCCAGAUGCUGGGCACUGCCAACUAGGGUCCCCUUCCCACUGUAGUGGCCCUUACUAACUUAGCUAGCAGGUCCAUCCGUCACCGACUGACUUUGUAUGUGGCUCAGGAGGCCUCUAGGCAAGAGAACGAGGUUCCUAAGAACCCUGACUCAGGUGAGGUUCUGGCCUCUCUCUCCAGAAGAUAGGAAAUUCAGGUGUAGCUGCAUGUAACCUCUCGCUAGAAGAGGAAUGGUGAUACCCCACCAUUCCUGGGACCCAGGAUGCCCUUCUUGGCAUUUCCCUAUCUUCCAUGACCGGAUUAGUCCAUCUCCUUCCACAAUGUCUCUUUGGAUUUAUUCUACCAUGUUGUAUUCCUCCACCCCACCUGAUUGUCACUCCAUUAGCAUAUGGGAUUAGAACAUCAUCUUAUUAUGUA
Molecule: messenger RNA, 1955 nt
Organism: Macaca mulatta (Rhesus monkey)
Lineage: Eukaryota; Metazoa; Chordata; Mammalia; Primates; Cercopithecidae
Product: transcription factor CP2-like protein 1
Biological process (GO): regulation of transcription by RNA polymerase II
Cellular component (GO): nucleus
Molecular function (GO): RNA polymerase II cis-regulatory region sequence-specific DNA binding; DNA-binding transcription activator activity, RNA polymerase II-specific
Source: RefSeq, a predicted model, not a curated record